Messenger RNA from Heteronotia binoei (common prickly gecko), 4123 nucleotides. RefSeq names its product cytoplasmic FMR1 interacting protein 2 (gene CYFIP2). Gene Ontology annotation, biological process: regulation of actin filament polymerization; cell projection assembly; cell morphogenesis. NCBI's taxonomy places the organism in Eukaryota, Metazoa, Chordata, Lepidosauria, Squamata, Gekkonidae. The record is from RefSeq and is a predicted model, not a curated record. The transcript is spliced from 30 exons. Gene Ontology annotation, molecular function: small GTPase binding. The coding region runs from base 45 to 3806 and encodes 1253 amino acids. Gene Ontology annotation, cellular component: synapse; neuron projection.
UUGACUUUCUUUUGGUUUAGUGGUAAGACUGAAAGCUUAGAGCCAUGACGACUCACGUCACGCUGGAGGAUGCUUUGUCCAAUGUGGAUCUCCUGGAGGAGCUUCCAUUACCUGACCAGCAGCCAUGCAUCGAGCCACCUCCUUCGUCUAUCAUGUACCAGGCUAACUUUGACACCAACUUUGAAGACAGAAAUGCCUUUGUGACUGGCAUUGCCAGGUAUAUUGAACAAGCUACGGUGCACUCGAGCAUGAAUGAAAUGCUGGAAGAAGGACACGAGUAUGCAGUGAUGCUUUAUACCUGGAGAAGCUGUUCUAGGGCCAUUCCCCAGGUAAAGUGUAAUGAACAACCAAACAGGGUUGAGAUUUAUGAGAAAACUGUGGAAGUCUUGGAACCAGAGGUCACAAAGCUCAUGAAGUUCAUGUAUUUUCAGCGAAAGGCCAUUGAGCGAUUCUGCAGUGAGGUGAAGCGCUUAUGCCAUGCAGAGAGAAGGAAAGACUUUGUUUCAGAAGCUUAUCUGCUAACUCUGGGGAAGUUUAUCAACAUGUUUGCUGUCCUGGAUGAGCUGAAGAACAUGAAAUGUAGUGUCAAAAAUGACCACUCUGCCUACAAAAGAGCAGCCCAGUUUUUGAGGAAAAUGGCUGAUCCCCAGUCUAUUCAAGAAUCACAGAACCUCUCCAUGUUUCUAGCAAAUCACAAUAGAAUUACACAGUGCCUGCAUCAACAGCUAGAAGUUAUUCCUGGUUAUGAAGAACUAUUGGCUGAUAUUGUCAAUAUCUGUGUGGAUUACUAUGAAAACAAGAUGUACUUGACACCCAGCGAAAAACACAUGCUUUUAAAGGUGAUGGGUUUUGGUCUAUAUCUGAUGGAUGGAAAUGUCAGUAAUAUUUAUAAACUAGAUGCCAAGAAGAGAAUCAACCUCAGUAAAAUUGAUAAAUUCUUCAAGCAGCUGCAGGUGGUUCCUUUAUUCGGCGAUAUGCAGAUAGAACUGGCCAGAUACAUUAAGACCAGUGCUCACUAUGAGGAGAACAAAUCCAAGUGGACAUGUACUCAGAGCAGCAUCAGUCCCCAGUAUAACAUCUGUGAGCAGAUGGUACAGAUCCGAGAUGACCACAUUCGUUUUAUCUCAGAACUUGCUCGCUACAGUAACAGUGAGGUUGUGACUGGCUCAGGGCUGGACAGUCAAAAGUCAGAUGAAGAAUACAGGGAGCUUUUUGACCUGGCUUUAAGGGGAUUACAACUUCUUUCCAAGUGGAGUGCACAUGUUAUGGAAGUGUAUUCUUGGAAGCUGGUUCAUCCCACAGAUAAAUUCUGUAACAAAGAUUGCCCAGGCACAGCGGAAGAGUAUGAGAGAGCCACACGGUACAAUUAUACCAGUGAGGAAAAGUUUGCUUUUGUUGAGGUGAUAGCUAUGAUAAAAGGCUUGCAAGUGCUCAUGGGCCGCAUGGAGAGUGUCUUCAACCAAGCCAUUCGGAACACUAUUUAUGCAGCACUGCAGGAUUUUGCUCAGGUGACACUGAGAGAGCCAUUAAGGCAAGCUGUCAGGAAGAAGAAGAAUGUCCUGAUCAGUGUCCUUCAGGCAAUUAGAAAGACUAUUUGUGAUUGGGAAGGAGGCCGUGAGCCCCCAAAUGACCCCUGUUUGAGAGGAGAGAAGGACCCCAAAGGCGGCUUUGACAUCAAGGUUCCACGACGAGCAGUGGGACCAUCCAGCACCCAGCUUUAUAUGGUAAGAACAAUGCUGGAGUCCCUUAUUGCAGACAAGAGUGGCUCAAAGAAGACUCUCAGGAGCAGCCUGGAUGGACCAAUAGUUCUGGCCAUUGAAGAGUUCCACAAGCAAUCAUUUUUUUUUACUCAUCUUCUCAACAUUAGUGAAGCUCUUCAACAGUGUUGUGACUUAUCUCAGCUUUGGUUCCGAGAAUUUUUUCUGGAAUUGACCAUGGGCCGUCGAAUUCAGUUUCCCAUUGAAAUGUCUAUGCCUUGGAUUCUAACAGAUCACAUCCUGGAAACCAAAGAGCCUUCCAUGAUGGAGUAUGUGCUGUACCCAUUGGACCUCUACAAUGACAGUGCAUAUUAUGCUUUGACCAAGUUUAAGAAGCAGUUUCUCUAUGAUGAAAUUGAAGCCGAAGUGAACUUGUGUUUUGAUCAGUUUGUGUACAAACUGGCAGAUCAGAUCUUUGCUUACUAUAAAGCAAUGGCUGGCAGUGUUUUACUGGAUAAACGGUUCCGAGCUGAAUGUAAGAAUUAUGGAGUGAUUAUCCCUUAUCCACCAUCCAACCGUUAUGAGACAUUGCUCAAACAGAGACAUGUCCAGCUUCUAGGUAGGUCAAUUGACCUAAACAGGCUUAUCACCCAGCGUAUCUCAGCUGCAAUGUACAAAUCAUUAGACCAGGCCAUUAGUCGCUUUGAGAGUGAGGACCUGACAUCCAUUGUGGAGCUUGAGUGGCUUUUGGAAAUAAACCGCCUGACACAUAGACUGCUGUGCAAGCACAUGACCUUGGAUAGUUUUGAUGCCAUGUUCCGGGAAGCCAAUCACAAUGUCUCUGCUCCCUAUGGACGCAUCACCCUGCAUGUCUUCUGGGAGCUAAACUUUGACUUUUUACCUAAUUACUGCUACAAUGGCUCAACUAACAGGUUUGUACGGACAGCAAUUCCAUUUACACAAGAACCUCAGAGAGACAAACCAGCCAAUGUCCAACCAUACUAUCUUUAUGGAUCUAAGCCACUCAACAUUGCAUACAGCCACAUCUACAGCUCCUACCGCAACUUUGUGGGGCCCCCUCAUUUCAAGACAAUUUGCCGUCUUCUUGGAUACCAAGGGAUAGCUGUGGUGAUGGAGGAAUUGCUGAAGAUCGUCAAGAGCCUGUUACAAGGGACCAUCCUUCAAUAUGUGAAAACCUUGAUAGAGGUUAUGCCGAAGAUAUGUCGACUGCCAAGGCAUGAAUAUGGAUCUCCAGGAAUCCUGGAGUUUUUCCAUCACCAGCUGAAGGACAUAAUUGAGUAUGCAGAGCUAAAGACAGAUGUGUUCCAGAGUCUGAGAGAAGUGGGUAAUGCCAUUCUUUUCUGCCUUCUCAUAGAGCAGGCCUUGUCCCAAGAAGAAGUGUGUGAUUUGCUGCAUGCUGCUCCCUUCCAAAAUAUUUUGCCCAGGGUCUACAUCAAAGAAGGAGAACGCUUGGAGGUACGCAUGAAGCGUCUCGAAGCCAAAUAUGCCCCACUUCACCUGGUUCCCUUAAUAGAGAGGCUGGGAACACCUCAGCAAAUAGCCAUAGCUCGUGAAGGAGACUUGCUGACCAAGGAGCGAUUGUGCUGUGGCCUGUCCAUGUUUGAAGUUAUACUGACACGCAUUCGGAGCUACCUCCAGGAUCCCAUCUGGCGUGGCCCUCCCCCAACCAAUGGUGUCAUGCAUGUUGAUGAAUGUGUCGAGUUCCACCGGCUCUGGAGUGCCAUGCAGUUUGUCUACUGCAUUCCUGUGGGAACAAAUGAAUUCACUGCCGAGCAAUGUUUUGGUGAUGGCUUGAACUGGGCUGGUUGUUCAGUCAUAGUUCUGCUGGGACAACAGCGCCGCUUUGAUCUCUUUGAUUUCUGUUACCACCUGUUAAAGGUGCAGAGGCAGGAUGGGAAGGAUGAAAUCAUUAAAAACGUGCCACUUAAGAAAAUGGCCGACAGGAUCAGGAAGUACCAAAUUCUGAACAAUGAGAUUUUUGCCAUCUUGAACAAGUACAUGAAGUCAGUGGAAACAGACAGCUCUACAGUUGAACAUGUGCGUUGCUUCCAGCCUCCCAUCCACCAAUCUUUGGCCACCACCUGUUAAGGAGCCAGUGAGGGAUAAGUCAUGAUAGUAUCCUUAUCUCUCCAUCUGAAAUUGUUGAAGGGGGAGAGACUGGACCACAAGGAAGUUCUGGAAAACUGGAAGAACACAGAUCUGGCGGUGAUGCAGACUUGGAUGUAUGGAAUAUAAACAAUGCAAUUCUUUAAAAGGCCCUGUUUGAAUGCAUGUUCUUCUAUAGUAUCCUUCUGGUUGGUUUUACCCAACUUUGAUAAUAUGGUAAAAAGGAGCAUAAUGUGGGUUUUUCUCCUGUGGUAUUUCCUUUUGUGGUGGCCUAAAGCCACUAUAAAUGAAGCACAAAA